Molecule: messenger RNA, 7922 nt
Organism: Porites evermanni
Lineage: Eukaryota; Metazoa; Cnidaria; Anthozoa; Scleractinia; Poritidae
Source: the annotation of a GenBank genome assembly
CGUGACAACCAACAUACAGACGCAUAUUAAUAGCAGCGUUUUCGAAUUCGACUUGAGAACGAACUCUGCAACAGAAUUGUACACAAAGAGUAGCAUAGCUAAGCGAUGUUUUCCUCUAGCUUUACGGCGGUAAUUGCAAUUUCCGUCAUCACUUUAACGUUUUCAGCAGAAAUACCGAACCUAAAACUGGGCGAUGGAGCACCUCCGUUCAUGAUUCAAGCAAGGAAGGCAGAUCAGUACGAUACACUAGAAAUCUUAAAAUACGGAACAAACGAUUCAAACAUUCACGGACCAAUCGUGUUUCUGGCGCACACCAAAAGAUCCGGCUUCUUGGAGAGUCUCUUUAGCGACCCAGAAUGUUUCAACAAGCUGAUAGACAUUUCACCCGAUAAUGUCAAUUACGUGUUUUUGUUCUAUGCCGAUUCUGCGCCAACAGCUUGCAACAACGAAGUCAAAGCAAUGGCUGACGAGUUUGCAAACAGGUUUUAUGAUGCCAUUAUCUCAUACACCAAACGCAAAAGGUAAGUACGCAAGUUAAUUUGGCCAAAUUUUACCUCAAUCCCGUAAUCCCGACGGCUUUCAUUGACUAGUCCCGAUCCCCAAACAGCUUUCGGGAAAUUUUUUCGAGGAGCCUCUCAUCCCCCACCCCCCACCCACCUCAAACUGAAUACAUUUAACAUUUGAGGACAGUCGACGUUAGGAGCUUUGGUUUCUUCAUUAAAAAAAAUUUGCAUUUUAUUUGAGUUGUUAAAGUGCAAAUUGAAUGUACUUUUUGUUCCUUUCCUAAUGGAGCGGGACCGCCAUUUUACGUGGUCAUCUGAGCCACGCAAAGGUCCAGCCGUUUGCAGUAGAAGGCAGCAUCUUCGUUUCUCAGUUAUUUUAAUACCGUGAGUAUUGGUCCGGUCUUACCUGCGAUCAGGCGGUCCUUCUUCCCUUUUGUUUUGCAGGUUAGGUUCGGUCCUGUGAAUCGAACCCUCGACCUCUUGCUCUGCAGUCAAGCACUCUGCAGACUGAACUUAUCGUGACGCGGUUUCUGUUCCUCCAUAUCCCAGCGGGACGGAAUAAGGGUGGGCCGGGUUGAGGGGAUGGCUGUCCCUUCAACCAAACUACUCCAAGAAGCCUUGUAUUCGAUGAUAUGACUGCAAAUCCAAAACAUUUCCUCCUGUUUUAAGGUAGCCUGCGGACACAGUCGUCUCGCCUCGCUUCCGCCGCCGUCUUGGCUGUUUUCUCAGGCUAGUUUUUCAGUAGAACAGACUUUUUUUUCAUAUUUCAGUUGCAGAUUGGAAAAACUGAGAUGGCCCUCCAAUCGAGUUCGCAGCCAGUUUGAUGAGUAUGAGUUUAAUGAAAGAAGCCCUCUCCCAUCAGAGUUCCAACAAAAUUGGCUAUCACGUGUUCAUUUCGCGGUUUUUCCUGUAUCCACCCUGGGUAACUGGAUUCCGCGUGUACUGUCCCAGUGGUACUGUUCCGGGCAUAAUUGUGGGCUGGACCAGAUUGUGGUUGAAGACGAGCAAGGUAACUAGCCUGUGUACAGCCUCCCCCCACAAACAAAUCGGAAAGUUUGGUUGAGGGGAGGGAGCGCGGUCAUUCUCUUUUAUGAUUGGCCAAAGUUUCCACUUUGCUUCUGGUCAGUGACAAACUUUAUUUCCCUUGCAUUUAUAAGAAGAGAUUUAAAGAAGACUGUUCCGAGCGAUCUUGCCCUCCUCGGGAUUUGGCUCUUUGGUACGGCAAGAAAGAGUUUUCUUUGUGGCCGUGUGUAAUAAAUCCUUCAUUGACCAAGCUUGUUUUAACGCGAAAAAAAUAAUUCUGCCAAUAUCGCAUGUACACUAACAAACUAAUUCAUUGCUCUUCUGACAUAGGUGAAAUGGUUUGCGUGGCGAGGCGUUUAGACGCUCGAUAUGAUUGGUUGCCUUCCCCGGAUACCCUCGCCAAAUAUGGUCAUCUGUUAGUUGUCUAUGUGGGUGACGCAUGCUCACCAGAUACGUUCGUCAAUAGAGCCGCUGGUCACCUUGCCCUUGUUUCCAAUGAAACCGGAAACUGUUCAUACCUCAUAAAGGUACGUUUAUAGGGAACUUUUAUAGCACAUAUCCUGUUGAAAACAAAAUAAACUGAGAUUUCAAUUUAAUAGACCUUUUCGUUAAACACAUGCAAGAAAUGCGGUGGGCUAACCAUAUACAAAGUUCCUCGAAAUUUCCACUUUUUCUUUGGGUUUGCCUUACUUUUGCCAUAGUUUAUGAAGAAAAAAGCGUAAUGUUUUAUUUUUCCUCGAAGUCUGAUUUCAAAACUUUUAAAUGCCCUGAAGUCGAGUUUGAUGUAAGAAAAUGGGCCAGUAUUUGGCAGCGUUAGCGCACCGACGAAAUAAACGAUGCUUCGCUCUAGCUAUAGCUACUCUGUUUAAUAAUGUCCUCUCCUUGAGGGAUGACCGGCCAUCCAGUUCACCAUGAGCUUCGCUCUUGAGUUUGUUCCAGUUAUUUUUUUACCCUAAGCAUUAUUUUUUUAAGAAAUAAGUGCGACUGAUGAUGCAUAAGAAAGAAAACCUUUUUACGCGCAUCUUUAUCAUCUUUCAAAACGUUAUAAAAGGGUAUCAAGAGGGCUAAUGUAAGACAGAUCUUACACUUUGUUACUUUUUCUCUCAGGUUCAGAACUGUCAGAAAAAUGGCGCGCUGGGUGUUUUAGUUUUUGCUCGCCAGAAUCAGCCUCUAGAGGACAUGAACUGUCAAGGAUCCGAGUGCAACACCCAACUCAACAUUCCAGCUUCCAUGAUUACAUUUGAUACAGGUUUUAAAAUAAAAGGUAGCAGCCGAUCGUACAUCCGCUUUCAAAACACUCCCUCUGACGUUUUUGCAUUUGGAAUUGACGGACAAGGGAAAGUGCAAGAGACAGGCUGGUUUUUGUAUCCUUCAAUGCGGUUCUUGGCCUACCAGGCGCAAUGGUGAGCAGAGAAUGACUAGAACCACACAUCGAUAUUUGUUUGAUGUCACGUUUACAUUUAAUGUCCUCCUAGAGCUGCGAUCCUUCUGGUCAGCGCUGCGGCUCUCAAACUGUGGCGCUGACCAAAAGGAUUGCAGCUCUGGGAACUAGAAUGGCCUGGAUACACGCAGUCUGCAAGUAAAGCUCUCCAAUUGUAAAUAACGAUUCGAAAGUCACGCACACGAGCCCCUCAAGAUUGACAAAUUGGAAUCUGUGAACAAUGCCUUUUUGAAUAGCUUAAUUUUCAACCGUCCGCGGUAUAUCCAUUGGUUUUUAAAGCGUUAUUUUUUUUCUGACGGAUGUUUGGAUCCUCAGUUUAGGAGGUUGAUCCUGGAAGCUUAGGUAAAUUAAACCUGCUAAAACCUUUUACCGUAUGAACUAACCGGUUUUAUUGUGUUUUGUCCACUGCAGGUUUAACUACAAAACCAAUUUGCUUAAAAACUUAACAACACGAGAUGCUGUUGUAAUAAAUGUGUUCAACCACACAGUCAUGCAAGGAGAGAAAGGAGUUACUGCAACAGUUGAGAUACCGUCUAUUGAUGGUGAGAAGCAAACUAACAGGCAGAUUUAGAAAUGAAACGCGACGACAGUGACGAUGGCGCGCACAGAUCUUAAUCUGGCUUGACCAUACCCUGGGUUCCUUUAGAGGUUUUUUCUCGCGUGCGGCUCCACGAUUUGGACAGCGCGGAAACCGGAAACCGCGCAUGAAAAGUCUCUGGCGCCCAGGGUAGCCCAGCAGUUAAGCCCAGCAGCAGAGCGGAAAGUUGAGCACUGGAAGUCGUGCUCAGUUUCUUCCGCGCUCUUUCUCGUUCUCAUUUCACGUUGCGUUGUCGUGCCUAUUAUGGGCUGAUCUAGAAAAAGAACGGGAACGUCAUUUGAUGACGGGAAAGAGCGCAGAACGGACUAAACUCGACUUCCAGUGCCCAAUUUGCUGCGCAGCCAUUGGUCAAGCCAGUUGUUUGAUUUGCGCGCGCCGUCGUUAAAUGACGUUCCCGUUCUGUUGCUAAAUCAGCCUCAUAUAUCACACACGGGAAGUGAAAUAUGACUCGAUGCGCAACGAAGUGUUUUUGACGAACUUUGAGUUGGUUAAUGGCAACGAGAACGGCAAUAAUGCAAUAGGUUUUAGAUUAGCCGAGCAGAACAAUGCACACGUGUUUUGGUACAUUUCUCUCCCUGCUUUUUGAACUGAUAAUGGUGUUUCUUCAGGUAGACUCCAAGAAAAACAAAUCUAGUUUUCCUAACAGAAGUCGAACCUGUGACCUUCUGGUUACUACUCCAGAUGCGCUAACAUUAAGGUAGCCUGUUCCAGGCGUUUAGAUAGUAGAGUGCGGCGCGAAUUCAGAUGCAACAGCAAGCGGUUUUUCAUGAGAUACCAAAAAGCGCGACAGUCUGUGUUUGUCUUUGUCUGGGAAGUGAGGUAAAAUCCGUUUUUUGAUUGAAACACUGAGUGUUCGACCUAUUACUGUUGCUAGGGUGUUCCGGAGGUGCAACUGUGAUAUGUCUAGUCUAUCAUUACGGGCCCUAAAGUCUUGAAAUUUGACCCUGUCCCAGUAUUACGGCCAAGUUUUACCCGUUGGUGAUCGUAUUAACGGGGCUUCAUGACUGAAAGCGGAGUGCCCGCACAACUAGACUCUAAGAUACUGACGGGGCUCCGGUCUCCCCGGGAAAUAAUUUUCUACGCCCUGCGGGUUUCAUCAAUUUUACCUUAAAACCGAUGUGUUGGCCCCUGGGCCCCCGUCCCGGACCCCUCCCCUAGAUCUGCCCUUGAUUUUUAACAAACUGUACUCUUUUCUGUGUGGUUUACCGUUAUGUGAAACUUGACGAUUCCUGUAUCUCUCUCCAGAUCUCCAGCGUUACGAGCACGUGGAGCUAGACUUUUCUUUAUCGUGUCCAGGCUCUACAGACGACCCUUGUGCACACUGGGAUCACACGGUACAGCUAUACGUUUGCUGUAACUCUGCCAGUAAAUUGUGUGGCCUGGAACUAGGCCGGUGGAUAACGCCUUUUAGAAGGUGAAUUUCGUCAGCUUCUCAUCCAAUCGACAUUUAAAACUCCCAAAUCGCCGGUGUCACGGUGAUAUGGGUAUCCCCGCGUUUUGGGCAUCCCCAUUCCCAAAACCCUAGAGACGUAACCCUAACCUUAAUCCAAUUCGCUAAGGUAAUAUAAGUAGGUGAUGCCCAUGGCAUAUCACUUGGGUUUUGGGAUUAGGGAUGCCCAAAAUGCGGGGAUGCCCAUAUCAAUGUAACACCGGUUCAAUUAAUGAAAAACUUGUAAAUUAAUGCAUGCCAAUUUAGGGGUUUCUUAUUAUCAAGGAUAAGCACAGUCAGUUAAGGCGCAGUCUUCUGUGCGGAAGGUUCCGAGUUUGAUUCCCAGGUUUGACCUUAAAUCCUUGUUUCGAUCAUUUUUUUUUGCUUGAACUAGAUUUACCCCACUCCAGCCGAACUAUUAGGGGAAUGGGUACAAGCUUUCGGCGUAAUGUUUUCUGGGAUCGUAUGAGUGGACAAGCGUUGGUUAUAAGUCGGUCUAUUUUAACUAAGACAACCAUCAUAAGUAACAUCAUCAUCAUCAUCAUCAUUUUUAUUAGCAAAUUUUACAGGAUGCAGCAGGUUGUUAGGCGAGAAGACCUCCAGUAAUCACCAGGCUUACAAAGAAAGGCGCACCUCGACAUCACAAUAUUAUAAGAAAUAAGGGCUGCGCAGAAGUGCGGCUAAACUUAAAGAUGCAUCCGCACUGCUUCGCGACCUAGCCCACCUAACGCUUGUCAUCCCAUGUGAUUCCAAAAACUAUUCCCCUUGCAGUUUCUGGAGCGGGAAAAACCAGUAAAACGAAGCACUGAUGAAGACAAGGGGGUAAAAUGAGCGCAACGUCGGUGUUAUGAGGACUGUAUGAGUUCCCGAUUUAAAACAAGGACCUUUAUACCUUUGCCAUACGCAAGGUUCCUACCAUACAUACAUAAUCCCCAUAUAUCACUCCCGGGGUAAAUGGCACCUUGCAGACCUUCAAACAAUAGUUUUAUUUCUUUGCUAGCCUGCGUAGCCAGGUAGCAGGCGCCCUUUAUUUGUUUUUACGGACCGCGCGAGAGGAACGCGAGAAGACGAGACGAGGCCUCAUCUCCAUUCUCCCCUCGUGCGAGCCGUCUUCGAUAUUUCUGAUUUCGGCCUAAAAAAACCUACCCCUAAAGCGCAGGCUAUCACAUUGCAAGUGCGUCGCUUGGUUGCUAUGCAACAAUAUAUAUAUAUAUAUAUAUAUAUAUAUAUCUUUUCGGAUUGAUAAUGGGUAACUGGUGUACAUUUUUGAUUUUCUUAAACGUGCAAACUUCAUAACCAUUUUGUGAAUUUUGUUUGCAUUGUCGCCUUUGGACUUCCAUAAGACAAUACUCACGGAAAUGGACUAAAUAUAUAGGUUGAUUUUAUACGAUUAUUUUAUAGUUGAUUUUACUUCUUCCCUUAACAGGCGCAUCGGACGCUGGUUAACUCCUGUGAAGCCGUUGAUACCUUUGCUUCAAACUACAGACCGCAGCUCAAAAAAUAAAUGCGUCUUCACCGUGAAAACUGUUCCAUGGGCGAUGGCUUGGGUUCCGUCGCUUAACAUCAGGCUUGUUGGAAAAGUGCAAGGUAAAAAAAUACAAAAUUACAUCUUUCUAAGUCACCAUACUGUUCCAGGUUUAAAGAGAAAGGGGAACCAGAACUGUAGAGCAUUAACUGCAGAUUUUAACCUUCGCUAUCGUUCCCUAUUUAUCAGGGUGAAAAUACUUUGUUAAAAGAGCAAAUAUAUUGUGAUUUUAGAUUGACAUCUAUUGAUUUGAGUCAUUCAUUUUGUGAACAGAGCAACGUUCGUCAAACAGCAGUUUACAAUUUGUUUAAUGAACUCACAAAACCCCAUCAAACUUGCACAAGUGUGCCGCUAUACCGAAUUUUUCCAUCAAUUAGGUAGUUGCCGGUCGUUUUGAUUCCCACUAUGGCCAUGCAAUUCAUAACAUUACGGUUCAAUUACUCCUCAUUAAAAUGUAUACGUAAUGUCGAAUAAAGAGAUAUGACCAUACUACUUGCUACAUCUCUGUUAGAGUGGUUUUCGUUUGAGUGUCGUAAAACCAAAACCAAAGUAAUUACUCUGGCCAAUCACAUAGGACACAGACAAUACAUUGAACCAAUCAAAACUCGAAGUAAUUACAUGUGGCUGACGCAAAGCGCGGGAAAAUGCAUGCGAGCGCGUCACAAUUGGCUUUGGUUUUACUUCUGAUUGGAUGAAAAGGUGGCGCGAAUCUUUUAAGCCAAUCGCAUCGUGUAGAAAGUGCAAAACCAAUUACUUUUCGACACUCAAAUGAAAACCGCUCUAACUGCUACUUACUAAAUCUUACUAAAUCUGUUAAUUGCCAUUUAUCUUUGCUUUCAGUGUUAAGGCAUUACACCACAUAUCAUUCAAUGGAGAAAUCACUCGCCCCUUUCCAAAUCGUUCCACUGUUUCGAGGAGGAACAUUCGACAAGCAUUACAACAGCAAGUACUCUCCCUUUUCGUUCGUUCCUCCGAGUGAAACCGAACGGGUCAAGCUUGUAGCUGUCAUAACAGGCCACGGCAGCGAUAACAACAACUGCGCUGAGUUCUGCGUCACGUCGCAUCACUUCAUAGUUAACAAGGAACACAACUACACCCGUGUAUUCAGCAACGCAGGCACCGCCAUGGGAUGCGCGGAUCGCGUUCCUGAGGGCGUGGUCCCAAAUGAGCAUGGCACGUGGCUGUAUGGGCGUGACGGGUGGUGUGAUGGACAAGAAGUGAUUCCGUGGGUAGUGGAUAUAACCAGUGCGCUUAAGCCCUCUAACAACACCAUACAGUAUUUUGGCUGGUUCAACAACACGGAUCCUAACCCCACCCGGGACCCUGGAGAGAUCAUCAUGUAUUCUUACUUGGUUUAUUACAAGUAUCUUGAUGCAGAAAUCUCAAGUGCCGAUUUACAUUAA